GUGUGUUUGUUAAUAGUCUUUCUUGGACACCUGAAUAUCUCUCUCAAACUAGUCAUGACGUCCUCACUCUCUCGGAGAUAGAAUUCCUGGAUUCGUCUUCGUUUAAACCUUAUCCUCUCCAUUUCCUUAAGAACAUGCCUCUUUGUUUGUGUCGUUUUCAAUCAAAACGGAUGUUACCAUCAUUGAUCGAACUCCUUUGGAUAUUAUAACAAACAAUUCUACAUGAGGAAUUAUUCUCCCAUGGGUCUAUCUUUACCACUUUGUGUCUCCAUCCAGGCCUCCAAUGAAGCCGAAACGAGGACGAAGAAAUUCGAUGAUCUUUAUGAAGAUCUCGAAGACUUUUACAAUAUUGUCGAAGACCUUGACCAAUGGAUGGACACAGCUGUUGAGAAGGGACACGGUAUUAAGGUCUCCCAGCAAGAUCUCGAAGUCCAAUACGGGAUGCUCAAGAAAUAUGUCGAAGAGCUGAAAGCAAAAGAGGGUGAUAUUUCAGCUUUGGUUAAACUUGCUGACAAAUUCCGUGAUGACACCCAGGAAUUUAUGAAUGGAGUUGACCGGUACCGUAAAUGUGUCCACAUUCUUCCAACCAUCAAAGAAGAAACAGAAGAAUCGGCAAUGAUUGAUGAUGAAAUCGAGGCCCUGGAGGGCAAAUAUCGAUCGAUUGUGCAAGAAUCCGAACGUUAUUUGGCAAAGUUGGCCUUCGCCCUAAAACAUGACAAAAGCUUCCAAGAACUUUCCAACAAACUCAAUUCCAAUUAUUCUGAUAUAAAAGCCAAGUUUGAUGGAAUCACAGAUGGUUCUGAUGCCACGAAGGAUUCCAGUGAAGCCUACCAACUUGAAAAGGUGAAGCAGUUGAAAGUUAAUGUUUUGAAUCAAGAGAAACGAAUACGAGACUUGCAGCAUGUUGGCACUAAAUUGGUCGAUGAACUAAAUGAGCUGAACAUGACACCAAAAGCGAACAGUGUGAAAGAUGUGAUGGAGAAUAAGAAAGCUGUUCAUAAAGACCUUUACCAUGCCAUCGAGGGUAAAGAAGGAGUCUUGAAUUCAGCAUUGUCUGAAUCUAAGAAUGCGAUAAAGCAGCUUGAUAAUCUUGGAGUGCAGUUGUCUUCGAUUGAAGAUGAACUCAUGAGGAAUCCAGAAAUCUGUCUCGAAAAGCAAGGUUUGGAAGAACAGAUCCACGAACAGAGAAGGAUUCAAGCUGACCUGAGCACCAACAAAACAUUACUGGAGAAUCUGUUGAAGGAAUCCUCAGAUGUUAAUGGUGCCAGAGAAAAAAUCUUGGACUUAAAUGAACGCAUUGCAAACGUAGAGUCGUUGUCAGAGAGACGCAUUUCUGAUCUGGAGGAGGUGAUGGGUAACAUUGAAGAUUUGGAGGACAAAAUUGGAGUGAUGAAAUCUUGGUUGACGUCUUCUAUUGGCAUGAUUCAGCAGAAUGGUGAAGGACCCUCGCAGAACUUACAUAUGUUUAAAUCAAAAAUAGAUGCUUUGUAUGCUGAGAAGAAAUCUAAAGAACCUGAUAUAAAUGACAUCAAGGAAUUGGUAAAACACAUUGCUGGAAAGGAGAACGUGUCCAAUGGAUGUCAUUUGAAAGAAGCUGCUGCUGAUGUACAAGAAGAAUGGCAUCAACUUACAGAAUUAUUGGUCCAGAAAGUUUCAGUCGAGGCUUUGACUGAAAUUGAAAGUAUGUUGAAAUACAUGGAUAAAGCUGAGAAUGAGAUCAACACAGCUGAGUCUGUGAGUUCUGAUCCUGACACACUCACUGUUCAACUGAGAGACCACCAGGUGUUCCAUGACGAUCUCAACAUGAAGAGAAACUGCGUGAAAGAGAUAAUUAAUAAAUGUAAUCUCAUGUUGCGAGAGACAACCAACACGCAAACAGAAGCAAUUAAAUCACGGCUCGAUAGCAUCCAGACCCAAGCAGAUAUCGUUUGUCAACUCAGUUUGGAUCGCUUGCAACACCUUGAAAGUGCCUUGCCCCUAGCGUCCCAUUUUAGUGAGAACCAGGCGGAAAUAUCUGCUUGGCUUGAAGAAAUGGAGGCAGAGCUUAAAACUCAAAACACAUCUGGUGAAAACUUGGAUCAAGUGAAAAAACAAUUGGAUAAUUUGAAGGUUACUCAGAAGAUCAUCGAGGAUCACAAGCCAUUUGUUGAAGACCUGAAGGAUACAGGCAUGGAAUUAAUGGAAUUCUGUGGGGACGAUGAUUCUGAUGACCUCCAAAAUAAGUUGCUAAACAUUAUUACAAAAUACGACAAUUUGAAGUUACAAGCUCGACAAAAAGCCCAGAAACUUAUGGAACAACGAAAAGCCAUGACACAAGAGGUUUCUGAUACUCUAGAAAACCUUCUUGAGGAUUUAGCUGAAAUGGACCAGACCAUCAAUAAUGUUGACCCAAUUCCAGCAACUCCAGACAAAUUAUAUGAAGAAAUCGAAGAUAAUAAAAUGAUCAUGGAACGUCUCCAAAAACACCAAUCUAAUGUCGAAAAUGCCCAACAGUCUGUCGUCCGACUAAUCAACCAAGGAGUGGAAGACCAAGCAGAAAUUGAAGAAAUGAAUGCUAAAGUUGGUGAAAUAGUAAGAUUGGCACAAAGUGUGUCUUCUGCCGCACUGGAACGAGACCGACAGCUAAACCAAGUGGUUCAGGUGUCCUCGAAGUUCUACGAUAUGUGUAACGAGGUGAAGACAACAAUAAAAGACCUGCGAGAUAAUCUAUAUUCUCAAGAGCCACCUGGAAUUGAUCCUCCAACCAUAAAAGAGCAACAGAAGGAAUUACUGGCUAUCAGGAGCUGGCUUCCAGUAUCACGACAGAAACUUUCUGUCAUGAAAGUUCCAUCGACAGAUAAGGCUGCACUAAGGCACCAAAUUGAAGAACUUAAGCUGUUCAAGAUGCAGACGCACCCCCAUGUAGCUGAUGUGGAUACCCUCAAUCAACACAUGACUGCACUGAAUGACCUUUCACCUGUGGCAGCAGAAUACCUCAUGAAGCCUGUCAGUGACAUUAAUGAACAAUGGAACGAUCUAAUUAAAGGAAUUGCUGAUCGAGAGUCCAAUUUGAAUGAGACCCAAGUAAAAGUCGGAGAAAUUGAUAAUGCCAUUGAGAAUGUGCUGGGAAGUUUGACUGGCAUAAAGACUGACAUUGAUAGCUUGGAUGAGGUGAUCGGUGACUCCAAGUGUAUUGAAACACAGCUGAAAAAGCUUCAGCUGAUCCAAGAUGAUGUAAAGAACCAAAGCUUAACGACUUCCAAGUUAAAGAAUGCUGUUGAUAAUUUGAUCUCAAGAUCUGGUGAUGCUGAUUCUCCUCUUCAACGGAAGACAAAUGAGGUUUCUAAAUUGUUAAGAGAAGUUGAAAUCAAAACUAAAGAUCAAGAAAACAAGCUUCAAGAAACUCUUCGUUAUGUAAAGAAAUUCUCUGGUGACGUUGACGAUAUGCUUCAUUGGAUUACGGAUCUCCGUAUGGAACUGAAGUCUCAACCCCCGUUUGGGGCUCUUCCAGAAACAGCCAGAGGACAACUGGAUAAUUUCAUCAAACGAUGUGAAGAACUUGAUAUCAAAGAAGAUUGUGUCAAAUCUCUGCAAAUAAAUGGUCAAGACAUGAUGGAUCGAUGCCAACCAGAAAAUAUUUUCCAACUCAGUGAAAAACUGAAGAAGUUACGAGAAAGAUGGCACGAAACGAAGAACAGAACUCUGAGACGAAGAGACAAAAUGAAAGAACAUCUGCAACAUGUUGAAGAAUUCCACACGACUUUAAAGAAAUUCUCUGAUUGGUUGAACUCGGCUGAGACGUUGAUGCGAGGUUUUAAGUUCCCCAGUAAAAUUGUGGAGAAAGUGUGUGAACAAAUAAAAGAACAUGCUGACUUCAAGAAAGAUGUUCAGUCAUACACAGAGUGGAUGCAGAAGUUGGACCGCACCGGUACCUACUUGAAAUAUUUUGGUAGAAAACAAGACACUAUUUACAUCAAAAACCUUUUGGUGGGCAUCAGGUUACGAUGGAAAAAGCUCUUGCGAAGAACUGACGAGAGGGAACGCCUCUUGCAACAAUCCUACCACGAAGACAGACGGUUUGAAGAAUCGUGGAAGGAUCUUUGCGAUUGGUUAGAUUCCAGUGAAGACAUGCUGACCUCAUUCCUCACGCCACAAGUGCAAGCUUCUCCUCUCACACAAGUCAACAAAAUGAAAGAGGAAAUGGAUGAGCUGAAGCCAAAACCAGUGGAUAUGGAAACCCGUAUAAGCCAAUUGCUCCACGUUAAGCUCUUUCAACACCAACUGGCAGCUAAACAUUCCUUGUACUAUUCCACUACAAGACUUGGCCGUAAUCUUAAAGACCGCUGCACAAAAAGCGACCAAGAUCGAGAUAUUCUUCAAGCAAUGUUGGACCAACUGAAAAACAAGUGGAACCUUGUUCGAUCUGUUGUCUCUAAAAGCCAGAAUAAACUUGAUGAAGCCCUGCUGACAUCUGGCCGUGUGUCCGAUGCCUUGAAUUCACUGCAAGAAUGGUUGAGUAAAGCAGAAGCAAUGCUGUCUAAAGACGAAUGUAUACUUGGAGAUUAUGAUACUGUAAAUCUAUUAAUAGAACAACACAAGUCAGUGCAACAAGAACUGGAAGCUCGGGAACAAACUUUGGAAGCCCUGAAGUCUGCUGGAAGCAUACCUGAACAACACAUUGAGGAUCUGGUAUUUUUAUGGAAACGGAUUAAUUUAUUGAGUGAAAGUCGAGAGGCUCGUUUAAAGGAGGCAUUAACUUUGGCUGAUGAAUUCCAAGAGGUUGUCCAAGUGAUGAGAGAAUUUCUUCCAACUGUAGAAUCUGAGUUAAAAUUCCGACCCCUACCUGAUGAUGAACUUUCCAUUAUUCAUUUGAUUGAACGACAUGAAAAAUUCCAAGAACGUCUUCGUAAUCACCAAGACACAGUCGACAAAAUCAAGGUCCUUGCUGAAAGAAUUUUAAAACACUGUCACCCAAAUGCUGUUAGAUUCGUCAAAUAUUACCUUACAAUUACUCAAACGCGGUGGGAUCAAUUGAUACAGCGAUCCCAUUCACGAGCACAACGACUGCAGGACGCAUUGAAGAGUAUUCAGGGAAAUGCUGCUUUAUUGGAAGAAUUAUUGGCCUGGUUAACAGACUGCCAAGUAUUAUUGGCAACGAAAGAAAAAGACCCAAUUCCAGAGGACAUUCGAGUUGUAGAGACCCUAUUAAAAGAGCACCAGGAUCUUCACGAAGAAAUCACAAGUAAAAAUGCCGAUGCUGAUCGACUGACCAAAAUAGUGACAAGUGAAUCAAAAUUAUCUCAAGGACGGCAUUAUGGAAGUAAUUGGAGAUUAAAUGAAAUCGAUGGCCACAAUCCACGAGUUAUUGCUCUGCAGAAUAAAUGGAGAACAGUGUGGCGUAUGUCUGUAGACCGCAAGAAGAAAUUACAGGAUGCGUUGGAAACUUUGAUGGAGCUUGAAAGUUUUAAGAACUUUGAUUUUGACCUGUGGCGUCAACGAUAUCUGGGCUGGAUUCAAGAAAAGAAACUUCGCAUCACAGACUUCUUCAGGCGGCAGGACAAAGACUGCGAUGGAGCUUUAACUCGUAAAGAAUUUGUAGAAGGAAUGAUACAAACCAAAUUUCCAACCAACAAAACAGAACUUAAUGCUGUAUUCGAUAUUUUCGACCCCAACCACACUGGAAAAAUUGUCUACAGAAACUUUAUUGCUGCCUUGAAACCAGACAGACAUAAACAAGCUCGUCUGAAGACUGGUAAACGCCAAGCUACAGAUUCUGAGAUGAUUCAUGAUGAAGUAGAACGUCAGAUUUCUCAGUGUCAAUGCCGACAUCAGUUUAAAGCAGAAAGAAUUCAAGAUGGACAAUACAGAUUUGGUGAGAAUCUGAAAUUGAAGUUGGUCCGCUUCCUUAACAGUUGUGUUAUGGUGAGGGUUGGUGGAGGUUGGGUCACGCUUGAUGAAUUCUUGGAAACCAACGAUCCUUGUCGAGCCGGCAGUUAUGGUUCUCCAUCGUUAAGACGUUCUAAAGUGGGUUCGUCUAUGAUUAAUCUGUCAGCUGCUGGUAACAACUCUCCUUAUGACCAUUCUGAUAUUGGUUCCAAUGGAAAUCUGAGUCGCAGCAAACGGCUGAGUAUCUCGUCCCAUAAUCUGUCCACCACAAAGUCUUCCCGGACGCCAAAGUCUCCUGGAUUACAAACAGGAAAUUCUCGGCCAAAGACUCCAACGAUGAAUAGCAGUAGCUCGAAACUGUCGACGCCAGGAACUACACUGGUCCGACCCAACAGUACAACACCAGCCAGACCCAACAGUACGACACCAAACACAUCUCGAAGUACAACACCAGUUGCACAGAGGAUGGGUGCACAACGGCGCCUGCCAACCACACCAAAGUCUUCAACCCCAAAGACCCCCCUUCGUCCCAGAACCCCAACGGCACACAGAUAACAUCUAAAAAAUCUGUAACAUGUGAAAGGUUUUUUUGUUUUACCAACUCAUUUGGACAUGAAGAUGUAAUUAGUAAAGAUAUUUUAUACACCCAGCUCAUAUCUGAAAUGGUUGCUGUAAAUACUGUUUUAUAUAUACACAGGUAUAUAUGUAUAUAUAUGAAAUAGGAUGUACUAGAGAGAUGUCUUGUAUCAAUGAAAUAUUACACACAUUCUAUCACAUAUAUGUAUAUAUAUACACACACACACACACAUACAUACAUACAAAGUUGUUUGAUCCUAAGGUCAUUCAGUGCUGUGCCAAUUUAGCAGAACUUCUGCAAUUCACACUCCAGAUAUUUCUCACAGACAUUCUCUCUCAAUUUCCAUAUUUUCAAUGUUUUAACCAAUUAAAUUUAUCCAAUUCAGAACAUUAGUUGUGGUUAGUGCAACAAUUUAAUUCAACUAAUUAAUCAAUACAAUAAUUAGUACAAUGACAUAGAUUUUAAAAAAUGAUAAUCACAUGAAAUAUUAUUCCUUAGGGUGGUGGGUUAGAAGAAUAUUUAGAGCUAUGAGCAAAAUGCUGCAUAUUGGGCUAUACCAGUCAUAUACUGAGGUGAUGGAAUUAAGUAUUAAGGCACUGUAGUUUUAAGAAGUAAAAUAUAAAUGGUCUUACCGUGAUUACUUUUUACUUUGAAGAUUUUUAGUUCAAAUCACACCAGGGUCGACUCUGCCUUUCAUCCUUCCAAGGAUAAAUACCUGUGAAAUGUUGGAGUUGAUCCAAUCAAUUGUGACCCUUACUUUACAAUUUUAAGCUUAGUGCCACUGUGAGAAAUAGCAAUAAUAGUAAUUAUUAUUCAUCUUGUAUUUUGGUAGAUUUAUGGCAGUGUAGAAUUAAAGAUUCCACAUUUCAUCUUUUACAAAAAAUUUUAUCAGAAUCCAAAAUAUUGAUAUCUAUUUGCAGAAAUCUGUAAAGUGUUUAGAAAUAGUAAAGAAAUUACUUAGGAGAAGAAAUAUUUAAGAAACUACUUUAUGAUACAACCACCACAGAUAUUUGUUUUUUUUUAAUUUUUAUCUCCAACUAUUUAUAUUUUCUCUAAUAGAAUUAACAUUAUAUAUGUAUAAACAUAUAUAAACAUACCACACACACAUGAAAAAACUUUUUUUUCAUGUUGUACAUAUGUGAUAUUUUCUUCCAAAUCUCUUUUAUAAUAUCAGUGAAUCAGAAUGAAUGAACCAACUUCGAAAAUGGUGCAAAAAACAUCCAUAACUCUCCACUAAUUUAUAUAUCCACACACCCGUUCUCCUUUUGGUCUUUUUUACCUUUUUAUUAAUUUAUCAACUUCUUCAGCCUUAUACCACCAUAAAUGUUUACAUGAGUUUUCUUCUGUUUAUCUAUAAUAACACACUGAAUCUUGUAAAUUAUUUUGUUAUCACACAAUUCAAUUUCAAAUCUAUUUUUUAAUUGAGUUGGGGGCUGAAUUACAAAAAUGAAACAAAACAAAAAAAGUGGGUUUUUUUUUUUUUUAAUUUAUAUAUUUUUGUAAUUUAUUUCUUGUAUUCUAAAUAUUAGAUCAGCUGAGAUGAUGGGUUAUGCGCUCUGGGAAACAAUUUUAUAUCCAGAGGAACAAUUGAUGGGAGGGGGCUCUAAAAAACAGAAACAUUCCAUUUUUAAUGUAUAUUAAGCUUCAGGUUUCGUUCUUCAAUUUUAACAAAUCUUUAUCUUCAUUACAAGUACAGUAAUUAAUCCAAAUAAUUUUAAUUUGCUCAAGUUUUAACAUUUUUAUUUGAAAAAAAAAAAUGAACCUUGUUAGAUAUGUGUGUUAGAUAUAUCUAACAGUAAUGAGGUUUUAAAACAUUUGAGCAGCUUUGAUAUAACUGUUUUAAAGAAGCCUUUUGAAUACUCAAAAUUAUUUAAAUUGUAAAAGCGAGAACUUGUUUUCGAUAAGUUGCUGGGAAUUUAGUUACCUUCUUGUGUUAUUGGUUCUAAGCCAAUGUUAUGCUUUGCUAUGUAAAAAAAAAAGACAAAAAACAAAAUCGGUAUUAAGAAACUGUCAAUUAACUUUCGGCUUACACAGAAAUUGAUUUGAAUUUCCAUGCUCAACUCCAGACCAUGCCAAGACUAGCAGGAAGGGAUUUCUGAGGAAUACAUUGAGCCUACCUUCAGUAUUACUAGAUUCCUGUCAAAACAAACAAAAUUCAAUGAGUUUCAAUUGUUUCGCAAAACGGCGCCAAUUCUUGUGAUAAUUUGGACCAAUCUUUAGUUACCUUCAAUAAAUAUCAACACAAUAAGUUAUAUUCCAAGAAAUAAUCUUUUAAAAUACUUUUACAUGAGUAAAAACGUGUGAUAUUUUCCCUGGCCAAAUUUAAUUCAUUCAUUUUUUUUAUUAUUAUUAUUAUUAUUAUUUUUCCUUUUGAUACUGCAGAAAAAGAAAGUUUUAAAUUGUGAUUCACAGGUUAUCUGCAUUUCAAAAAGACAGAAUCUGCUAACUCUACCGAUAUUUCUAACUAAAAGAUCAACUCCAUUAAUAGCAAAAAUAUUUGUCUCCCUAAAUAUCAUUUUAUUAAAUAUUUCAAUAUCAUUAAAUAUUUCAAAAAAUUUUCUAAAUUUUCUUUUCUCUUAUCCAUAAAUAAUCUUUUCUAAAUGUCCACUCUUAACAGUCCAUGUCCAUUCUGACCCGUGUCCACUACAACUGUAUUUAUUCUUUAACCUAACCACUAACAAUACUAGAAUCCGAAUUCUCAUUCUGGAACCAGAUUUUUUCCUUUCACUGACCAUCUCCAGUAGUUUGGCCAACUCUCUCUUUCUAAUGACCUUUGAAACAUGUCCAAACCUUAAAGGUCAUCAAAUUUAGUUUACUAGUGCCUGCAGAUGACCAAGAUGGAACAGUGAAAUACAAAGAUGUUAGUCUGUCACUCUCAGCAGUUAGUGUUUCUUCAUACCAGUUUUUACAACGGUGUUCUCCAUUCCAUGUCAAAAAUGAGGUCGAUCUUUUGUUUUAAAGUUCCGUCCAACUCAUGUUCACAUAGAAAAAGGGAGACGCAAGCAUUUUUUUUUUUAAACUAAUGUGAAAACUUAAGAUUGUUUUCAUAAUUAUUUUGACAUUUUUGAUAAUUUUUUUUUUUUUUUACAAAAUAUUUUAAAACAUUCUGUGAAACUGUUUUGGUAGUAUUUUCAUCUGCCUCAACAAUCCUUAAAGUUAUUUGUAACCAACUUAAACAGGAAAUAUCUCUACAAAAUUCACCAGAAGAAAAAAAAACAUUUAACAAAGAAUUUGUUGGUCAUUUCCAAUUUAACCUCUUUGGUGUGGGAUGGGGGAAAAGAAUUCUAGGAAGAUUUCAAGGGGGUGGGGAAACGAACUUUCAUUGUAAAUCAGGAACUGUUUAUUGGUAUGUCUGUUAAGUGAACUACAGAUGAACUAUAACAGCAAAUUAUUGGUAUAUCUGUUCAGUUGUAAAAGUUUUCUGUAUAAAGAUCAGCAAUUAAAAUAUAUAAAAUGCA
This is a messenger RNA of Octopus bimaculoides (California two-spot octopus), 9900 nucleotides long. RefSeq lists its product as uncharacterized. Gene Ontology annotation, molecular function: calcium ion binding; microtubule binding; structural molecule activity. The record is from RefSeq and is a predicted model, not a curated record. Lineage: Eukaryota; Metazoa; Mollusca; Cephalopoda; Octopoda; Octopodidae. Gene Ontology annotation, biological process: wound healing; intermediate filament cytoskeleton organization. Gene Ontology annotation, cellular component: cytoplasm; intermediate filament; membrane.